Messenger RNA from Auanema sp. JU1783, 2421 nucleotides. Lineage: Eukaryota; Metazoa; Nematoda; Chromadorea; Rhabditida; Rhabditidae. The record is from the annotation of a GenBank genome assembly.
AUGAGUUCUUCGGAUAUCUACUAUAACAAGUGCGAUGUCAACAACAACACAUGCGAGACCAUAUCACCAAAAGGAAUACUAGGGCGGGAAGUUAAUUGCCUGGCGAACUUCGUUCCUUUGCAAAAUACCGGAAAUGCCUCUGAACUAAUAUAUCAGUAUCAUAUUAGUUAUCAUCCAGAGGUAGACAGCAAGAAGUUUCGCAUGGCAAUCCUCCGACAAGAAGUCUUCCACGAUAUCAUCGAAGAGGAUUUUAUUUUUGAUGGGAUGAUUUUGUAUCUCCCCAAAUGUAAUCCACGAGAGGUCGUUGUGGACGCUCAUCAUCCAGAAUCAAAGCAAAGAAUAUCAGUCCGAAUCAAGCCCAAUGUCAUGUUCGAAAGAAAUGCUCCCCAAGCUAUUACCUGCUAUAAUAUAAUUUUACGAAGAUGUCUCGAGUUAGUAGGCUUCAAGCAACUCUGCAGACAUUUCUAUAACCCAGCUCAAGCGACGAAAGUUACAAACUACGAUUUGGAAGUAUGGUCCGGCUAUGAAACUGCAAUUAAACAAUAUGAAAACGAUCUGAUGUUGUGUAUUGAAAACAGAUUCAAGGUCCUUCGUACCAAAACGUUUUUAGAUAUACUGAAUGAAGAGAAACUCACUUGUAACAAUAAACAACAAUACCAGAUGAAAUGCGAAGAGAAAUUCGAGGGUCAAACUCUGGUCACCUAUUAUAAUAACAGGAUGAAAAGAAUAUCAACCAUAGAGUGGGAUUUGAACCCGACAACGCGGUUCGUUAUGGCCGAUGGCCAAUCGCUUUCUCUGGUUGAUUAUUAUGAGCAGCAAUAUGGUCGUAAAAUAACUGACAUGAGUCAACCAAUCAUCACUUGUGAAACUAAAAUGCAGCCCAACUGUAAUGAAAAACAGAAGAUCUUCCUUGUCCCGGAGCUCUGCCAGCCUACAGGAAUAACAGAUGAAAUGCUGAAAGAUCGUCGAAUCAUGAGAGCUCUUGCCGUACACAUGCGGCUGGAUCCGUCUGCAAGAGUCAAACUUGCUUUACAACUUGUUCGAACCAUCAAGAAAAAUGAGAAAUGCUGCAACUUAUUAAGCAAGUGGAAGAUUCAAUUAAGUGACCAUUUGGUUAAGCUUUCCGCCAGAGUACUGCCCCCGGAAUAUAUCGUAACAGCUAGUCGGAGUGGAAUGACUGAUGAAAGUGUUGAAUGGUCUAGAAGAAUGAAACGCGAAGGACUGCUAAGAUCAGUUGACUUGCGUAACUGGGCAGUAGUUUGUCCAGAAACCUCAGAUAAGGUCGAACUUGUCAAUAGAUUCAUUGAUCAUGUGCAAAGAAUGGCACGUGAAAUGGGAAUAGCGGUUCGCUAUCCACUUUGUAUACCAGUCAAAGGAGUCACCCCUAAUAGUUAUCUCAGUGCGAUUGAGGAAAUCAUAGAAAUGUGUGGCCCUGAUGGUAGAGAUAUGCAAGUGAUGGUAAUUUUCCUCACCAAUGAAGCUAAAACUACUUAUGACACUGUAAAGAAAUAUCUGAGCGUUCAAAAUGCAGUUCCUUCUCAAUUCGUUCUUCUGAACACCCUCUCCGGAAAACCUAACGAAGGAGGAGAAAACAAAAAUUUCUCAUCUAUUGUUCUGAAAAUCUUCCAGCAAAUCAUGUGCAAAGUUGGUGGAGCUCUUUGGAAAGUCAGAAUUCCUCUCAAAGACUCGAUUUUGAUUGGAUAUGAUCUUUAUCAUGACUCUUCUCUAAGAGGAAAAACCAUCGGCGCUUGUGUAUCAACUACUGAUAACGAAUUCACACAGUUUUAUUCUCAAACUGCACCUCAUGAGAACUUCGCACAACUAGGUCAUAACUUGAUAGUCUUCGUUCGAAGAUCUCUUCAAGCUUACUACCAGAAUAACGAUGGGUGUUUACCUUCUCGUUUAUUCCUGUACAGAGACGGUGUAGGAGACGGACAGGUUCCGUUAGUGAAAAGAGAGGAGGUUGAUGCUGUUGUGGAAGAAUUGAGAAAAAUUUGCUCCAGUGUGGGAUAUCCUGAAGAUCAUAUAAGACUUGCAUUCUAUAUUGUAACAAAAAAGGUCAACAUGAGAUUCUACAAAGUGGGCAACGACGUAUAUAAGUUCUACAAUCCGGAGCCUGGAACUGUGGUUGACGCUCUCGUAACGAGACCUGAUCGUCGUGACUUCUUCCUUGUACCACAGUUUGUGAACCAGGGAACUGUCACACCCGUGUAUUAUAAUAUUCUCUACGAUACAACAGGAUUGUCAAUUGAUAAGCACGAACUGCUUUCGUACAAACUUUGUCAUAUGUAUUACAAUUGGCAAGGCACUGUUAGAGUGCCUGCACUGUGUCAGUAUGCUCAUAAGCUCGCCUUCUUCGUAGCCCAAUCCCUUCAUAGACAAGCACAUCCUGAUCUUAACAAAUACUUAUACUUUUUAUAG